This is a messenger RNA of Cygnus olor (mute swan), 1420 nucleotides long. It is a transcript of the gene NUP37, whose product is annotated as nucleoporin 37. Bases 195 to 1175 code for a protein of 326 amino acids. The record is from RefSeq and is a predicted model, not a curated record. Gene Ontology annotation, molecular function: protein binding. The transcript is spliced from 10 exons. Gene Ontology annotation, cellular component: nuclear pore outer ring. NCBI's taxonomy places the organism in Eukaryota, Metazoa, Chordata, Aves, Anseriformes, Anatidae.
GUGCGGGGCAGGAGAGGUGCGUGGGGGACCCGGGGGGGCGCAGGGGGCUCGGUGCUUCCCCCCAGACCCGAGCAGGAGCGGGGCUGGCCUGGCCGCGGUGCGCCUCGGGGUCGGGCCCGGGCCCACGCUGGAACGUUGACCUUCAUCCUGAAGAAGACAUCACUUCUGCGAUACUUUGACAUAGUCCACUGAAAAUGAAGCAAGAUUCUACUAGAAAUGCUGCUUACACUGUGGACUGUGAAGAUUAUGUGCAUGUGAUAAAAUUCAAUCCAUUUGAUAGUGGAGAUGCAUGUUCCCUCAUUGCAUAUGGUGGCAAUAAUUAUGUAGUUGUUGGGACAUGUAGAUUUCAGGAAGAGGAUGCAGAAAUGGAAGGCAUGCAAUAUAAGACACUACGAACAUUUCAUCAUGGAAUGAGAGUUGAUGCCAUAGCAUGGAGUCCAGAAACUAGACUUGAUGCUUUACCUCCCCGGAUAAGGUUUUGUACAGCAGCUUCUGAUAGGAAGUUAAGGCUAUUUACUUCAGACCUGCAGGACAAGAAUGAAUAUAAGACAUUUGAUGGCCACUCAGAUUACAUUAAUGAUCUGGUGUUUGCUCCCAAAGAAGGUCAAGAAGUUGCAAGUGUAAGUGAUGAUCACACUUGCAGAGUCUGGGAUUUGGAAGGAAAUGAGAAGGCCCAUUUUGUUUUACGUUCUCCUGGAAUGAGUGUGUGCUGGCAUCCUGAUGAGGCUUUUAAGCUGAUGGUAGCGGAGAAAAAUGGGACAAUACGAUUCUAUGAUCUCAUUACACAGCAGGCCAUUCUCUCGCUAGAGUGUGAACAAACGCCACUGAUGUCAGCGGACUGGUGUUUAAAGAACACUCUUAAAAUUGGAGCAGUUGCGGGAAAUGAUUGGCUCAUAUGGGAUAUCACUCGCUCCAGUUAUCCGCAGGAUAAGAGUCCUGUCCAUGUUGAUCGAGCCAGAUUAUUCAGGUGGUCCCGAGUGAAUGAAAACCUGUUUGCAACCACUGGAUAUCCAGGAAAGACAACUACUCAACUGCUUGUUCAUCAUCUAGGACAUCCCCAGCCCAUUCUUACUGGUACGGCAGCUGUAGGAUCUGGACUGACAUGGCACAGAACUCUUCCAUUAUGUGCAGUUGGAGGAGACCAUAAAAUUUUCUUUUGGGUAACUGAAAUGUAAAAUAACCAUUUGCUUCCAAUAUUAAAGUUUACAGCAUGAUAUCCUUUUUGUAGAAAAUCAAAGGAAAUUACUCUUUGUACUGGUAUUUAUUCACAUGGAGAAUACAAGAACAGGACAAGUAAAACAGGAAACGUUUUGUGGUUGAUUUUCAGCUCGCAAAUGCAACAACUUUUGUACAUAAAAAUCAGAUAUCAUUCAUUUGACACUUUGUUACUUCCCUUAAAAUAUACACUUUUUUAACAUGG